AUGUCUGUCGCUCAGAAUGAUAUUCCUUCUGGAUCAAAACUGCCACUCAUUACAGUGGUGGCUAGAGUUGUGACUUUUGUUUCUGCUCUAGUAUCAGCUGUGGUCAUGAAGACUAACAACUCUACCACCGAUAAAUACUCGCUUCGCUAUAAAGAUGUACACUCUUAUCGGUAUGCUCUGUUUACUAUGGUGGUGGGAUUCGCCUAUAGUUUAUUGCUCACUCCCUUUGCAAUAUACUAUCUGAGAAAAGGGAAACUCCUAAUAAACCAAUACGUCUUUCUCCAGUUUCAGCUCUUUGGUGACCAG
Ilex paraguariensis (yerba mate) is the source of this 306-nucleotide messenger RNA. The record is from the annotation of a GenBank genome assembly. NCBI's taxonomy places the organism in Eukaryota, Viridiplantae, Streptophyta, Magnoliopsida, Aquifoliales, Aquifoliaceae.